CCGCCACGCCGGAAGUAAAGCCUGCUGUGAUCCCGGCCGUAUUCCUCUUGCUCCUCCUAACCCUUCCCCCUUCGCCAAUUCUGGCAGGGAACUUAAAAAAUAUUCUUCCCGGUUGAGACGUAGGACCAAUUUCGUGAACAUCAUCCGGAAUGGUCAACAUGGCGGUGGCCGUGAGGUGCCUCGGCAGAGGCCUGCAAAGAAAACAAAAAGUGCUAAAGACAAAGCACCAGCUGAAAAAAAAGAUGAUAUAGAGAAAAUAAAGUCAUACUCGUACAUGGAAGGUGAACCUGAGGAUGAUGUCUAUUUAAAACGGUUAUACCCAAGGCAGAUAUAUGAUGUGGAAAAAGCUAUUCACCUACUUAAGAAAUUUCAAGUUCUUGACUUCACUAAUCCAAAGCAAGGUGUUUUUCUUGAUUUGACACUGGAUAUGGCACUGGGAAAGAAGAAAAAAGUGGAGCCAUUUGCCAGUGUUCUUAGGUUACCAUACCCAUUCUCCUCAGAAAUUAAUAAAGUUGCUGUAUUUACACGGAAUGCAUCAGAGGUUAAAAUAGCAGAAGAAAAUGGAGCUGCUUUUGCAGGAGGAACUAAUCUGAUUCAGAAGAUUUUGGAUGAUGAAAUUCAUGUAGACUUUUAUGUAGCUAUUCCAGAAAUAAUGCCCGAGCUUAAUCCAUUGAAGAAGAAACUGAAAAAAAGAUUUCCAAAGCAAACUCGAAAUUCCAUUGGCCGUGACAUCCCCAAAAUGCUUGAACUAUUUAAAAAUGGACAUGAAAUUAAGGUAGAUGAAGAAAGGGAGAACUUUCUGGAGACCAGGAUAGCAACAUUGGAUAUGUCAAGUGACCAGAUAACUGCCAAUCUGCAAGCUGUUAUUAAUGAUGUUUGUAGGCACAGACCACUGAGUUUGGGUAAGUGGUUUGCUGGGGUAGACUUACCUAUAGCCCUGUGAUACUUUAAAAAAUGUGAAAUAUUCAGAAAACAAUCAAAUUGACAUACAAGUACAAUAGCAACAAUAUUUCCAGGGAUUAAAUAAAUAAAAUUUAAUUUCUCAAAGGAUUUCUACUUACUUUAUUUAUAAGUGUAGUUGUUUAGAGAGGAGACAUCUUGAACAUUAAAUAAGGAAUACAUCCUGAAACCUUUUAAAUUCCCACAUUUUUUCUACUAUUAACUGUAAUAAAGUUUGAAAGAAAACUGCAACUGAUUGCUUUAAACAUACAAUGUUGUUAAAUAGAAACUGAAAUCAUUUAUGAAAUGACCUUGUGAAGCCAGACUUUUCACUUUGUCAUUGCCACUAGCAGUUGUCUUUCUUAAUCUUAUUUUAGAAAAGAAAGGAGGCUAUUUUAUUUUUUAUUUCAGGAA
Messenger RNA from Microcebus murinus (gray mouse lemur), 1353 nucleotides. The record is from RefSeq and is a predicted model, not a curated record. Lineage: Eukaryota; Metazoa; Chordata; Mammalia; Primates; Cheirogaleidae.